CCAAACUGAGUUGAUUCAGUAUCGCUGUUACAAUGUCCUGAUGAAAAUCCUCUCUCUACACCCACCCACCUCCCCCACGACCACCGAGCUUUACCGGGCAGCAUACACAGAUACUCAGAAUACCACACAGACCCAGGGCACAGUGUUCAGCUCUUUUCUCCAAAGACUGGGUGACACAGAUAGUACAACUUUUCCAAAAGGCCAUGUUCUGCUACUGAGGUUUAUUGUAGCGGUCCUAGAAGUCAAUCUCCAGCAUUAUUUGGACAGAAUUGAGAAAGGGGAGAUUAAAAUCCGUAAACUGAGGGGAUGUAUGAUUGCUCAGAUUUUAUGGCCUGGCAGCACACUGAUGUCUGUUAACACGGUGUGUAAGGACUUGGUUGUACUGUUUGGACUCUGUGUUACUGAAGAUAUGGAUGACUUAAUGAAGAGAGACUUGAUUAAGCUGAGCACCAGCCUGAUUUGUAUGGCAGUACUUAUAGCACAGUACGUAGAGACAGGUCAGAGGUUAAACUUACAGGAGCCAAUCGUAGCCAGCCAUACAGCAGCCUCCUUACUGCACGAAGCAGUACGCCAAGUUCCAAGCACUCUCAGGAUAGAGUUAUUAAGAGCAAUUCUCAGGAACUUGAGUCCUUCCUGGAUUGCAGUUCAUUUCUGCUGUUUACUUCUCAGAAAUCUAGAUGAUUAUCUUCUGCUGCAAGAUCUGCCAACAGAGGGCAUAAGCCUGAAGGAAAUUGUCACAAAGUACUUCUUUCUGUUACCAAAACUUAACAGCAAUCAAAGUAAUCUAAGACAAAGUUCACAUAAAAAGAGGAGUGUAUCCAGGUUGCAGCAGGAGAGUAACACGAGAACGAGGAGAUCACUGCUGAAGGGAAGAGACAAGGAGAACGAACGAUUGGAGGAGGGAACCAGUACAACGUCAGCUGGGAAAAAUGUCAACAAGAAGAAUGUCAAAGGAGAAACUCCUCUACAAGCAGCUUGUAUUAAAAACGAUCUGAAGAAGGUCAGGCAGCUUCUGAAGAUUCCAGGUGUGGAUGUUAAUACCAGGGACAAUGCUGGGUGGACUCCGUUACAUGAAGCUUGUAAUCUUGGACAUGUAGAAGUUGUAAAAGAGCUGCUAAAUUUUGUUCCUGCCAAAACUAUGGAUCAUUUCUUCAGUCCUGGAGGUGAUAAGAAGUGUAGGAAGGUGAACCUGUUGGCGGUGACAGAUGACCUGAUCACUCCACUCCAUGAUGCCGUGAUGAACAACAGACUGGACGUGUGUAAACUGCUUCUACAGCACGGAGGUCCAGCCAUGUUAGAAAGUAAAACUUCUUUAAAUCAGACACCAUUAGACCUGGCCACUACAAGUCAAAUGAAGGAAAUUCUGCUGUCCUACAUAGAGGAUCGUUCAGCAAGGUCGUGUUCUCAAGGCAGCGUCAGCAGUGAUGGCCCGGCAGACUCUCCCCCCAGUGAUUACCUGUAUGAGCAGGUGCUGGGAGGGGAGGAUCGUGGAUUUGCAGACCGAGAGGAGUGUGCUAAGUACAUCGCUGUGAUAACUACAUUGAUUCAUUCUUAUCUUAAAGUGAUGGACUACAAUCAAAUUCAGGCUCUAAUGAACGGAAAACUGAACCUGUCUUGUAAAAGUGACAAACACCAUGGAAAGAGCGAAAAGGUCAUAAAACAGUAUAAUGGAACAGAAGAUUGUUCUAAGAAAACUGUCAGUUGCUCAAUUGAAAAUGGAUCCACUCCCACACAAGCAGUGAAAGGUUCAGGAGUAUUACAAUUCCAUCAAGACUUCAGAACUGCCUUUAAAUUGUCAGCAUACAUCGAAAGAUUUGCCGGUCACAUCCUGAAAAUCACAGAAGACAAGGACUUUGAAACUCUCCGAUUUGACUUAGGUUUGCUGAAGCAGAUUGCCUUUUCUUGUAAGAUGUCAGUUAAUUAAGAAAACAUAUUAGAGAUAGAAUGAAUCUCACACAAAUAGAAUUCAGUGAAAGGAAAAUCAAACUUGGGCUUAGUUUAUAACAGACUUAAGAUGUAUCUUCACAGAGAUCGUAGCUCAUCCAGUAUGGUAGUUUUUCUAAAAAAGUACAUGUCAUCAAAUUUUUUGAAGAAAUAUAGUUUUUUUUAAAAUUAAUUACAAGUUCAAUUUAUUAAAAAAGAAAAGAAACUCCUUGUGUUGGAUACUUUAUAUAGUUGUGUAGUAGUAAAUAAUUUU
Saccostrea cuccullata (small rock oyster) is the source of this 2197-nucleotide messenger RNA. Its product is annotated as SMC5-SMC6 complex localization factor protein 1-like. Gene Ontology annotation, cellular component: site of double-strand break; nucleus. Gene Ontology annotation, biological process: protein localization to site of double-strand break; DNA damage response; positive regulation of double-strand break repair. Lineage: Eukaryota; Metazoa; Mollusca; Bivalvia; Ostreida; Ostreidae. Gene Ontology annotation, molecular function: protein binding. Bases 41 to 1924 code for a protein of 627 amino acids. The record is from RefSeq and is a predicted model, not a curated record. The transcript has 12 exons.